Messenger RNA from Coffea arabica (coffee), 1392 nucleotides. Lineage: Eukaryota; Viridiplantae; Streptophyta; Magnoliopsida; Gentianales; Rubiaceae. The record is from RefSeq and is a predicted model, not a curated record.
AUGCUCUCGUCGUCCUCUUUUCUGCUCUUCAUAUUAAUCAUUUCUGCAAAUCCUUGUGUAAGAGCCUAUAAUGAAGGAGGCAAUGGAAUAGCAGAAGAGUUUGAAGAUGUCAAAAGAUCAGAUUUCCCAGCUGGAUUUCUCUUCGGUGUUUCCACUUCUUCAUAUCAAAUUGAGGGUGCAAUUCUUGAAGAUGGAAAGAGCCUUAGUGACUGGGAUGUUUUUGUCCGCAAAAUUGGUAAUAUAAAGAAUGGAGACACCGGAGAUACAGCAACUGACCAUUACCAUCGUUACAUGGAAGAUAUUGAGAUAAUCCAUUCCCUUGGGGUGGAUGCUUACCGUUUCUCCAUUUCCUGGCCAAGGAUACUUCCAAAUGGGAAAUCCGGUGGUGUUAAUGCAGCUGGAAUCAUGUUCUACAAUAGUAUUAUUGAUAACCUUUUACUCCGAGGCAUUCAGCCAUUUGUGACAAUUUACCACUGGGACAUGCCUCAAGUGCUUAGUGACAAAUACGGGGGCUGGCUCAAUCCUCUGAUUCAGGAUGAUUUCCUCCAUUUUGCUGAAACAUGUUUCAAGAAUUUUGGUGAUCGGGUGAGGUAUUGGGUGACCAUAAAUGAACCAAAUACAGUUGCAGAAUGCGCCUAUGAAUGGGGAAAACAUCCUCCAGGUCAUUGCUCCCCUCCUUUGGGCAACUGUUCAGCUGGUAAUUCAGAUACCGAGCCCCUAAUUGCAGUGCAUAACAUGUUACUUGCACAUGCCAAGGCUUCCAAACUCUAUCGCGAGCAGUUUCUGCCCAAACAAGAAGGUGUAAUAGGAAUGGUGCUCCACUCGUUUAUGUUUGAACCAUUAACUGAUGAUGAGCAUAACAAGGAAGCUGCAGAUAGGGCUUUGGCUUUUAAUCUGGCUUGGGCUUUGGAUCCUCUCGUGUUUGGUGAUUAUCCUCCAGAAAUGCGUCGAUACCAUGGGAAUGAGUUACCCAAAUUCACAUCAGAGGAGAGACUGCUCAUAAGGGAUAGCAUUGACUUCAUUGGACUAAACCACUAUUCAACUCUUUAUGCCAAGGAUUGCAUACACUCAAGUUGUUCCUGCUCUGGCUCUGCCUGUCUCCCCGGUGGAGACCGUGCCAUCCUAGGCUUUGUCUCCACAUCUGCAGAGAAUGGUGGUGUUUUGAUUGGAGAACCUACAGGGAUGCCUAGAUUCAGUGUUGUUCCAAGAGGAAUGGAAGAGAUUGUAGACUAUACAGUGAAUCGAUACGAUAACAAGCCCAUUUUUAUUACUGAGAAUGAUAAAUUUGCACCUGAAGUGCAAGUAGAUCUAUGUUUUUCCAGUUUUACAUGUCAUGUUGUCUCAAAAACUGCUACCUUGUCAUUUCUUAUUUUAGCUAUUACCAGACAAUAA